AUGUCCGAGUUUCCGGGCGAGAACAAACAGCUGGAAGAAGACUGGACUGACAUUCCUUUAGAAACUCGUCUUUCUCACAAGUCAUGGAAAGCUCGUCAGUCUGCUUACGAUGAGCUUGCAAAACUCUUCCGGACUGCAGAAUCUGGUAAUGAUCCAAUAUUUUUACAGUACCAGGAAAGCGUUCGUGGCAUGUUGUCAGAUGCAAAUCAAAUCGCAUUGGAAUCUGGAGUGUCUGCAACUAUGGAAUAUGUCAAACUCGCCACAAUUGCUUCAAGAGGAAAAUCAGUGCUUGUUCCGCUUGUCGUUGAUAAAUGUUUGGCUAGUACUCGAUCGUCUACAAAGACCAAGGCAAUGGAGAUUCUUCUUAUGUUUAUUGAAAUCGAUACUGCAGAUGUAGUGAUUGAAUGUCUAAUUGCUGGAUUAAGUCACAAGACUCCUAAGAAUGUGAUUGCAUGUGUUUCUGCUCUGCGUGAAGUGAUUGCUUCAUUUGGAAUACCUGUUGUGCCUUUUAAGCCAGUUGCCAAGGUUCUUUCCAAAAUCUUUGAUCAUCGCGAUAAAACAGUUCGUGCCGAGGGUACUGCUCUUGCAUUAGAGUUGUUUCGUUGGAUUCGACAGGCUUUGCUAGGAUCCCUUGACGAAUUAAAACCACUUCAGCUAAAAGAACUUACUACGCUUUUUGAACAAGAGCCCACUGUUACUCCUCAAGCCACACGUGUUCGACGAGCAGACAUGUUGAAAGUCGAAGCAUUAAAAAAAGAGGCGACAGUUUUGCAACAAACAGAACAAACAGAACCUACUGAAGUAUUUGACGAGUUUCAGUUUGUUGAUCCAGUCGAUGUUCUUGGCAAACUUUCAAAGUCAUUUUACUCUGAUCUGCUAUCAACCAAAUGGAAAGAGAGAAAGGAGGCAUUGGAUGGUUUGCUCGUUAUUUUAUCUUGUCCAAAAAUUGAAGAUGGUCGAUACGGCGAGCUCAUUAAUGCUCUUGCCAAGAAAUUACCCGACGCGAAUGUCACUGUGGUGGUGGUUGCUGCACAGUGCAUUACUCAACUUGCCAAGGGCUUACGAUCUGCAUUUUCUCAAUAUCGUCAUAUUGUUAUUGGUCCAAUCUUGGACAGACUGAAAGAAAAGAAAACAAAUGUUAUCGAGGCACUCAAAGCUUCUUUGGAUGCUGUAUCGGCAACGGCGUCUAGUAUUUUGGAUGUUAUGGAAGAUAUUGUUUUUGGAAUGACCCAUAAGAAUCCUCAGAUUAAAAUCGAAUCAGUUCAAUGGCUUCUUCGGUGCUUGACUACUAUUAAAAAACCUAAAAAGGAUUUUACCCGUUCAAGUGCAAAGCUUUUACUGGAUACUCUUUUCAAGGGUAUUGAUGAUUCGCUGGAAUCUGUUCGAGAGGCAUCUGCAGAGGCGCUUGGACAUAUCAUGGUCACUUUGGGUGAGCAGAGUAUGCUGGGUUCUUUAGAGCGUCUAGAUAAAGUAAAGCAAACCAGAAUUCGCGAGUAUUACAGUAAUAUAAAGUCUGGAAAUGCAAAGGGUGUGGCCCCAUCAACAGGCAAAACCUCGGUACGACCACUGGGCGAAUCUCAAAAUCGGCCUGCAUCACAGCAGAUGGUACAAGAUAAAGAAAAUCGAAUGCCUGCUACUGGAAAGGGCUUAACCUCAAAUAUGUCAGCUCAGGCAAGCUCAGCGUCAUCGCGUGGAACUGCAGCAGUCAAACGUAAAGGUGUUGGAUCGGCCCCAUCAAACGCCACUAGUUUAAACGCCAAGACUGAUUUGGAUGAGCAGCCCCGAUUUAGCUUUUCUGACGAAUCAGCAGAAGAAGUAGUUAUUGGAUGGAUUGGAACCAGUUUAGUGGCGGAUCUAUCCAACUCGGCCUGGAAGAUUCGACUUGAAGCAAUGCAAAAAAUAUCUGAGAUGAUUGGGAGCGACGAGCCGCCUAUACCAAGCGAGGCAAUUGUUCGAUUUUUAUCUAAAUUUCCAGGAUGGAAAGACAAUAAUUUUCAGGUUAUGGUGGCAAUGAUUAGUAUAUAUAAAACUUUGGCCUCCCACUCUUCCUUUACCAAAGGCUCUGUUUUGCUGAUAAUAUCUGGCUGUGUCGAUAAAAUGAGCGAUAUAAAAGUAAAAAAAGUUGCUGGUGAAUGCAUGGAGGCAUGCGCUGAAAGAACAUCUUUUUCGUUUGUACUAUCUCAGCUCUACGAGCCCGCAAAGAAAUUGAAAAGUCCAAAAGCCAUUGCAGAUUUGCUUUUAUGGAUGGGCGAAAUGCUGUCUAGUUUUACUACUACGGGUAUAAAUGUCAAGGUGCUUGUAGACUUUUUAAAAGUGAGCUUGGGCAAUUCAAACGCAGCUGUCAGAACUGCCGCGAUUGGGGUUUUUGUUACAAUAUAUCGCUGUGUUGGAAAAGACUUUGACCAAUGUUCAUGUGGUCUUUUACUUUCAGAUCUCUGCGGUCUUCUUAAUGAUGUUUCGCCUCAAAUUAUGGCAAUUCUUGAUGCAGAAUUUGAAAAAGUUGCAAGCAUUCCACGGCUAGUUGCUUCAAAAACUCAGUCAAAUGCACCACAGGUGGUAGAUGACAUUCUCCCACGCGUAGACUUGUCUUGUAGAGUGCCAUCAAGUUUAGUAGAGCAAAUGGGAAAUCCAAACUGGAAAGAAAGAAAAGCUGCCAUGGAUGAACUGAGUGAAGCAAUCAAGGCCACUCAAAUGAAAAUUCAGCCAACACUGGGCAAGUUAUUUGUAUUUUUAAUACUGAGACUUUCUGACAGCAACAAGAACUUGGCAUCAUCUGCUACAGAUAUCUGCGGCAUGCUUUGUAUUGCCAUGGGCAAGCCUUUUGAAAAAUAUGUUCGUACAUUUCUUGCUCCAAUCCUAUCGCAACUAGCAGAUCAAAAAACUCUUGUGCGAGCAAUGGCUACUUCUGCAUUGGAUAGAUUUGCCGACACCUUGGGCAUAUCUUUGUUAUUAUCAAACAUUGCUACAUGUUUGAAAACGGAUCAACCACUUAUGCGAAAAGAUCUCAUCAAAUGGCUUGGGGAAAGACUUGCACUGGAUUCCAUAUCGACAGCUCCAGAUGCUAAUCUUAUUUCCCAAGCUAUUUUUCAAUGCAUUCAGGAUCGUAACCAAGAUGUGCGCAAGGGAGCACAGCUUGUGCUUCCUUUGCUUAUCAGGGAUAUGAAAGCCGAUACGCUGCGUCAGCUAGCACGAGACACCUACUCUGGCUCUACUCUUGCCACUAUCGUUUCACAGAUUGACUCUGUUGAAUCUGAAACUAUAGAUGGAGCAGGAUCAAAAUCGAUUUCAAGUCUCAAGUCGAAAGAUAUUCUUACUCAAGGCAAAAAAGUCGCGUCUAUCAAGUCUGAGAUUGCAGCGACUCCAGUCGUAAUAAGUGAACCUGCUCAAAAUAGUGGCGAAAAUACUCUUACUACACGGAAUUUAUUGGCAUCAUCAUCCUUGAAUGAUCUUAAACAAUCCAAGAUAGGUGUGCCUUUGACUAAAAACCGAGUUUCUCGAACAGGAAGUCUUGUUUUGAAAAAAGAAGCUGUUCUUGCCGAAUCAUCUUUUUCACAAGUUCUUUUUUUACCCACUGAUUCGCGAGCCAAAGAUGCUAGAACUGCCGCAGAUCGUGGUGUGAAUAGAUGGGCUUUUGAUACACCUCGCCGGCAUCUCAUUGAGUUUUUAUCUGAGCAAUGUCAGUUGUGUUUAUCUUCCGAGCUUCAUAGCUUACUGUUUAGCACUGAUCACUACAAGGAAAAGGAUUUUUUAGCAGGUCUCAAAAUGCUUGAUGACUAUGCAGUUCGAUCGUUGAAUAGUCAAGGGCCUGAUGCUGAAGAAGGCCGCACGUUUUUUUCUUUAAAUAGUGAUAUUCUUUUCAAGUAUAUUACUCUCAGAUUCUACGAUACCAAUACCAGUAUUUCGCUGAAAACACUGGAGCUGCUUGAACAUAUGUUUGGUAUUUUUGAUAUCAACAGCAUUCUUAUGACUGAAAACGAAGCAGCAAAUUUUUUGCCUCAUUUUAUUAUCAAAGUAGGCGAUCCCAAGGAAACACUUCGUUCCCGUGUUCGUGGCAUUAUGAAAAUGAUUUCGCGAGUUUAUCCUGCAUCUCGUUUUAUUCAGUAUCUUCUCAAGGGUCUUGAAUCGAAAAACUCACGGACAAGGUCUGAAUGUCUGGAUGAGCUAUCUUCGCUUAUUCAGCGCAAUGGCUUGACAGCAUUUGUACCUGCAAAAACCCUUCCAGUGAUUGCUUCACAAAUUAGCGAUCGAGAUGCUGCUGUACGAAACAGUGCUCUUAAUGCUCUCAUUCAAGCAUUUUUGCUUAUUGGUGACGACAUCUAUGCACAUCUUGGAAAAAUAUCGGAAAAAGAUAAGGAUAUGCUGAUUGAACGACUCAAACGCUUACCUCCGCAUACUUCAACUCAUGCUUCUACUGUUCAGCCUACUUUUACAAAUGGUAUUUCUGCCGCAGUUAACCGCAAAUCUUUGUUACCAUCCGUUUCUAACACCGAAAGUGACUCUAUUGGUGCAACUCAAAAUGCAAACCGAAACAGUAGUUCUACCAAGCGUACAUUCACUACGGGAUCGGUUGAUUCGGAAUACCUGAACGAGUCAAAUGGAGGUAGUUCAUAUCGCUUGGGCUCGACCCAGGAUAACACUGUAAAUUUGGCAUGGUCAUCAGGAGAAUCAUACAAUCACGUCAGUGGAUCAACUCAGACUACCAAUGCACCACCCUCAGUUCCCAAGGAGUUUACAUUGGAUUUCGAAAAUAUGGAAGUUCGUAGUGUGAACAGCAGCCAGACUGCAAAUGCUGGUCAUGGACACGUUUCAGCAAACCAAUCAGCUAGUCAUCUUUUACCAGAGUCUGAGCGUAUUGAUUUGAUGAUUGAUGUAAUGAUCACACAUGUCACCAGUUUAGAUGUCAAUCAAAGCAUCGAAGGUUUAAAGCAACUUGAAAAACUUCUCAGCACAACUCCUGAUAUUGCAGGAUUACGUAUUAAUGAUAUUAUCAGCGCAUCAACCUUGCAGCUACGAAUUGCCUUUACCAAUCUCAGUCCUUUAAAAGCAAACAUUGCGAGACUUGUAAAGCACAUUUCCAGUCUUUUAGUGAGUAUUUUUUCAAAACAAGAGUUUUCGAGUUUUGUGCUGGUUGACAAUUUAGAGCAAUGUGUUCAAGAGGUUUUACUUCGUCUUGUUGAUCCUACUUUGCAAACCAUUGACUCGGCAAACGUACUUGGUCGGGCACUGAACAUUUUAAUGGUACGCAUCAUUGAAGGUUGCGAUUGCAACAUGACUUUUAGGGUCUUGCUGCGGAUCCUUCAGCGGUCUGCUGCUACUUGUUUCAACAUGUCUGGCCAGACUCUUACUUUGCAUUCUAAACAUACCGAGCUUGUGAUGAAGUGUGUAUGGAAGGUCACUAAAACACUUCCAAAAAGAUUAGAAGAGAAAAGCAUUCGCAUUUCCGAUAUUCUUGUCGAUAUUCACGAGUUUUUGUCACUUUCCCCUCCAGCAUACUGGAAAAAACGUGUUGCCGAAAAUGUGAUCCCUCAGGCGGACAUGCCAUUGCGUACAGUCAAGACGAUUCUACACGAGCUAGUGAAUGCGCUUGGUAAAGACGUGAGAGAAUAUGCCAGUGAUAUUACCGCCGAUAGCCAUGUACAAACAUACUUGGAUCAAAUGCUUGGAGCAGCUGAACGCCGCCUAUCGAGAUCAUCUAGAAUGUCUCGAGACUUUGAAGCUAUCAAGCGCUCAUCUCAGGAUAUGUCUGUUCCAUCAUCACCUCAAACCAGAUCUUUGCUUUUAAAGGAUGAAUUAGAAUCGCAACUUAUACAACCUACUAGAUCACCAGGUAAUGCUUUUGUGUCAACAUCUAGUCAAAACCGCAGAUCAGGCGAUUUUGAUGGUAGUUGUGUUACAAAAGAGUUGAAUUCAGAUGGAGAUCAAAGUACUCUUGAUGGACAAAUUCAGUACAUUUUCUCGAUGAUUUCUGACAAAGAAAAAACUAGAAUGGGAGUUCAAAAACUUUAUCACUUUCAACUUGAGCAUCCAGAGGCGGCUGAUUUGGUUGAACAGAGAAUUGCUCGUACUAGCUCCUAUUUUCAAGGUUAUAUCCGACGAGGCCUAGCAGCAUAUUCACAAUCGAGUGCAGCAGAAACGGCAGCUUCGAAUGCAGCUGCAACAGUUGCUGCAAUGAAUGCAUUUGGGGUUGAUGGAGGCUCUAAUUUGACUGGAUACCAACGACAUAUGAGUUUUGGUCCAGAUGUCCUCAAAAAUGUAAAUGCGCUUGAGCCUGACACUGCGGGUGGUGGUAGUGCUGAUUCGUUUAGGGAAACAUUGACCCGACUGCAAUUAAUGUUUAAAAACUCUUCGACAUCCGCACUACCAUCGACCCUGAAUGAUUCCAAUGUAUAUACGAGUCGUCCACGUCCUGCUUCAUAUAUCGACCCCCAAUCGCCUGGUAUCAACAAGGGAUCUAGCCAUCAUACUGCUACACAGUCUAUGCAGAAUAGCUCUAAUGUUGCCAUAAAGAACCCAUCGACCAUUGUAGCCAAUGCCGCUGUAGAUCGACAACAAAGAUCGCAGGCAGUUGGUGAUUUGAAGGAGCGAUUGGCAAAAAUGAAGCUGGCAAUGGGAAAGUAA
This is a messenger RNA of Batrachochytrium dendrobatidis JAM81, 6618 nucleotides long. RefSeq lists its product as uncharacterized. NCBI's taxonomy places the organism in Eukaryota, Fungi, Chytridiomycota, Chytridiomycetes, Rhizophydiales. The transcript has 23 exons. The coding region runs from base 1 to 6618 and encodes 2205 amino acids. Gene Ontology annotation, biological process: establishment or maintenance of microtubule cytoskeleton polarity; mitotic spindle organization; microtubule polymerization. The record is from RefSeq and is a predicted model, not a curated record. Gene Ontology annotation, molecular function: microtubule plus end polymerase activity; microtubule plus-end binding. Gene Ontology annotation, cellular component: kinetochore; microtubule plus-end; spindle pole.